AUGCUUCGGCUCCGCGCUCCACGCCCCGCGAUCUUCGCGUUGCUAGCCGUCGCUGUCUUGGCGGCGACGGUGGCGGCGCAAAGCAGCGGCUCCGGCUCCAGCGCCUCGUGCCUCAUCUCGCAGUACCUCGACUCGGUCACGGGCGAGUGCGUCGACUACAAGAACCAGGGCGAGAAGGCCGGCACGGACUACGACCAACCCAUCGACUCGGUCAACACGGCGUGGAUGAUGAUGGCCAGCGCGCUCGUGAUGAUCAUGACUCCGGGGGUCGCCUUCUUCUACGCGAGUCUGGCGGGCGAGGAGAUGGCGUCCAACACCAUCAUGAUGUCCUUCGUGAGCAUGGCUAUGGUGACCAUCCAGUUCUGGGUCUUCGGGUACUCGGCCGCCUUCGGGUCGCACGGAAUCUUCGGCUGGGCCGGGUACAACCACGUGGGCGCGACGCCCAGCGCCACGUACGGCUCGGGCAUCCCGCACAUCGUGUACGCCUUCUUCCAGACGCAGUUCGCCGCCAUCACGCCGGCCGAGCUGAGCGGCGGCAUCGUCGGCCGGAUGAAGUUCGGCACGUACCUCAUCUUCAUCUUCCUGUGGACCUCCAUCGUCUACGAGCCGCUGGUCUACUGGAUCUGGUCGCAGAAGCUGGACGACACGUGGAACAUCACGCCCCGGGGCUGGGAGGGCAGCAUGGGAGCACUCGACUUCGCCCUGAUGGUGGGGAAGCGCUACAACCACGGCGAGCCUGUGAAGCCGCACAACGUGCCGCUGGUCAUGAUUGGGUGCACGUUCCUUUGGUUCGGGUGGUUCGGAUUCAACGGCGGGUCUGGCGGUGGCAUCUCGCGUAAGCUCGACCCAUGUGGAGCUGCGAGUGGAGCUGUGGCCGGCAUGGCAACGAUCACCCCCGGCUCUGGCUACGUCCUGCCGUGGGCGUCGCUGAUCUUCGGCGUGGUUGGAGCCAUCACGGGCUUCUUCGCGGUGAAGCUCAAGAACAAACUGCGCUACGACGACACGCUGGAUGUGUUUGCCAUCCACGGCUGCGGCGGCUUCAUGGGAGGUCUGCUGACCGGACUCUUUGCCACUUCUGAGGUGAACCCGAGCAUUAAGGGCGGCGCGUUCUACGGGCAUGGCAUGCAGUUUGUGUACCAGCUCAUAGCCAAUGCAGUCGCCGCCGCGUACGUGUUCUUCGCGACGUUGGCGAUCCUGGUGGUGCUCAAGUACACCAUUGGUCUUCGUAUCAAUGAAGAGAAGGAGGUGAAUGGCAUCGACAUCUCGUACCACGGCGGUCUCGCGUACGACUACAGCCACCACGGCGACUACAGCGAGCACGGCCCCAAGACUGUGCAGUUCAAGCCACCUGAGACGUCGUUCGAGGCGGCCUUCAUGAAGUCGGACGCGGCCGAGCAGGUCUAA
Messenger RNA from Phytophthora sojae, 1404 nucleotides. RefSeq lists its product as hypothetical. Gene Ontology annotation, cellular component: plasma membrane. Gene Ontology annotation, molecular function: ammonium channel activity. The coding region runs from base 1 to 1404 and encodes 467 amino acids. NCBI's taxonomy places the organism in Eukaryota, Oomycota, Peronosporomycetes, Peronosporales, Peronosporaceae. The transcript has 3 exons. The record is from RefSeq and is a predicted model, not a curated record. Gene Ontology annotation, biological process: ammonium transmembrane transport.